This is a messenger RNA of Aedes albopictus (Asian tiger mosquito), 1316 nucleotides long. RefSeq lists its product as uncharacterized. The coding region runs from base 65 to 1258 and encodes 397 amino acids. Gene Ontology annotation, cellular component: membrane. The transcript is spliced from 5 exons. Gene Ontology annotation, molecular function: C-5 sterol desaturase activity; iron ion binding. The record is from RefSeq and is a predicted model, not a curated record. Lineage: Eukaryota; Metazoa; Arthropoda; Insecta; Diptera; Culicidae.
GCUGUCGCGUUUGUGCUCUGUGUGACCAGUUCAUUUUUUUAAACGUUCGCAUAUUACCGGUAUUAUGACUAAAGCAAGCAUUCAUCGAGCUAAAAGAACCUACAAAAAUCCGUUGUUGGAAGGUGUACGAUGGUCUGAAAAGUAUUCAAAACGAUUAUCGAUAUUGUGGGCUAUUUUGCCUGAAUAUUUGAGAAACCUUAUAAUUGUAACUGCUGUGUUUUUGUUGGCCACUACACUUAAAGGUGAUUGGAUCGUUAUCGUGGUGCACUUACUGAAGCAAUUUCGGAUUGAUAUUUCAUUGGCUUCUGACGAUGAUUCGCACCCAAACAUUCUGGCGCGCUAUCACCUUAAUGAUUUGUCGUACUACAUAGUGGCAGCUGUAUUCGGGUCGUACCUUAUCUACUUCACAAUUGGUGGAUUUAUUCAUUGGUAUUUCUAUGUUUGCCGUCGGGAUAAAGCUCACGAAUGGAAAUGUCAGCCUGAAAAGUUUCUCUCUCCGGAGCUAGAACUUCACGAGAUAAUGGUCGGAGCUUCGUCCUUGCUCAUCGUCAGCAUUUUAUCCGGUGUUAUUGCCUGCUAUGCGAUGAAUAACGGUAGCAUGCUUACCAUCUAUUAUGGAUGUAGCGAGUAUGGAUGGUUUUGGUUCUGCUUUCAGUUCGUUGCAAUAUUUGUCUAUCAGGACUACACAACCUAUUGGGUGCAUCGAAUAUUUCAUUGGCCAUGGCUUUAUAAAAACUUUCACAAACUACACCACACCUAUAAGCAACCGACUGCCUUCUCCGUUACGGCCAGCCAUCCGGUGGAGAUUAUUUUUACUCAGCUUGUGAUGUUCAUUCCGAUUGUCACCGUUCCUAUCCACUGGGCACCGUUCUACAUCGUUGUGGUCUACGCUUAUUGCCAUGGGAUUUUAGGUCACUCCGGUGUUAAUUUCAAGUCCUUCUGGUGGCAACCAUGGCAGCCGGAUACCAUCUUCCAUGACAAUCAUCAUCAGUACUUUCACGUCAAUUUUGCCUUCAAUAUUUACUACUGGGACAUACUGCACGGAACGUACCGUCAGAAAGACCGGGUAUAUUCGGAACACAUUUUCUACGGACGAGGCAAAAAACUGGAUGAAGUGUCGAAGGAAGUGCUGCAGACGGAUAUUGUAGAGAGGAAUCUGGAAAAUCCGCAGGCAUAUCGAAACAGUUUGCACCGGUACAAACUGGAUCAAAAGGACCUGAGAGCAAUCAUUGGGGACAAUAAAAUCGAAACAAAUUAGACAUGACUGAUUCUUUUAACAGUCACGUGGUUUUCAUGUCUUUUCUCCCUAAGCGUAC